UCUCCAUACCGACGAACUUUCCUCAGCUCGGCAUACUAAAGAGACAAGCUUGUAUUCUGUCUAGCUUAAGCUUGACGAAACUCAGAAUUAAACUUGUCUUGUCUUCUUAGUUAAACUCAGUUUUACGUGUGACGCCGCUUUCUCUGCGAACCUUUUCCCAUUUACCGAACUUAAAACUCUCGAUACGACUUCUAGAUUACCCUCGACGAAGUACCUUAAAUCACUCUCGCCAAUGCUGUUGCCAAUGGUAGCUCUCUUGUCUUCGAUAUAAGCCUCGAUAGGCACCUGUACAUUCUACCCCCCUACGGAGAAAACACCCCAUAUCUAUCAUGUCGUUCGGCGUUGCUGUCCAAUCUGCCAUAUUCUACGUCGUCUCAUGUGCACCAUGUCUUCAGGCAAGGCAUCACCAACAAUCCAAGGCGCUGGCCAAGAAGGAGCGUGAGGUGAAAGCGCGCUUCCAGGCUGAGAACCCUAAAUCAUACCGACACCCGGACCCUUUCAAUACAAAUCCGUACUGGUCGGAGGAAAUAAUGAUGGGCCCGAGAAUACAGUCAAAGAAGUAUACCGGCGGCAAUGGUAAAAGUAGCAGUCAGAAGCGCUUGAGUAGUUCCGGCAAGGAAACUAUAAGCGUUGCCGAAAGCAGUACGCAGGUCGACAGCACGAGCCCGGUAAGUAGUCAUACUGCCGUGGCGGAAGACGGCAAGCUCAGUUUUUCAACUACCCUAUCGGACGACUGGAACCGAAAGCGUUACCAGAGGGAAGAUGAAGAGUUAUGGGGUCAUGAGCUGUCCCGUACAGGUCAUAAGCUGAUGGACGCGAUUAAGCAGGCGGGAUCAUCAGCCGGUCGACUUCUGGAAACAAGAUUAGGGAUGGAACCGAAGUCGGUUACUGAGGAAGACAGACAUAACUUCUAUUUCGCGCCGAGGAACCCUCCUGUCAACGAAUAUCAUCCCCCGAUUGUGCGACAGAAGCCUACGAACAAAAACGCCACUAUGUGGAUGUUGCAGCCGCCGCCGCCUGCGAAGGUCAUGGAAGGCAAAGUGCCUGUUAGUAGAAGUGGAAGCAUGGCUAGCCACGUCAGUCGUAAGACGACGAUGAGCGAUGCGCCUAGCUUAAGCCGGCUAGUUCACGAGAGGGCAGUAGAGGCUAAACUUAAGAGCGGCGAGUUACCGACAGAUUUCGAAUCGACUUCGACACUCCAUAAGACCGUUACGAGGAAAAAUACAUCGAGCCGAAAACACCAUAGCCACCGAAGGACAAGGAGCAGGAGCCUAUCGAUAGAGUCUUCAGACACUUCUGAUGCGACUACAAAGCAGAGAAGCCGUCGAGUACGACCAACGCCCACUGCCGAUUUUGACUCUUCCGAUGAAGAAGAAUAUUUCUUGCGAAGUUCAGAUUCCUUUGGGCGAGGUAGAAGAGCUGCCCGACGACCAACGCUACGACCUAUUUCAAGCUCUCAGGAAAACGAGAAGGAUACGAAGGAGAAUGUGCCAACUAAGGCUAAGGGGAAUAAGACGCUCACUCGAUCAGCAAGCUCUGCACUUGCCAAUAUUACUAGCACAUCGCAACUGAAUCAAACCUCGUCGACCGCUGAAUCCGGUGAAGAGACGCUACAAAAAGAUACGCCAGAGAAGUCCUCGCCAAUGGCACUAGGACCCCCGCUGAAGGUCUCUACAUAGAGUCGUUGGGGCAGACAGCUAGUCAAAUCAGAUAGCAGCAUUCAGGUGUACGCUCCUCGAGCUA
Daldinia loculata is the source of this 1743-nucleotide messenger RNA. RefSeq lists its product as uncharacterized. NCBI's taxonomy places the organism in Eukaryota, Fungi, Ascomycota, Sordariomycetes, Xylariales, Hypoxylaceae. The transcript has a single exon. The record is from RefSeq and is a predicted model, not a curated record. The coding region runs from base 330 to 1679 and encodes 449 amino acids.